AAAUGCCGUGGAAUGGUGAAAAUUCUAAUUUCAAGACGAAGUUUAAUACCUAGGCUUUACAUUUGCAAGAAUUGGAAUGGGUUCUAAGGCGAAAAAGGACAGAAGAAGCGGCGAAGAUUUCGACGGUAAGACCUCGCCUCCGUUGUCGGUGGAGCGUUUUGUUUUGUAAUUUAUGCGCGGAGGACCUUUCUUCUUUGCUCGCCUGAAAGCGGCGAUAUUGAUUGAAUUGUGCUUGGUUUUGCCUCUGAUUAUACUUACACAGUCUCGUGUUUUACCUGUGGGAACGUCUGUGGUAUUAAUGGUCGGUUUUGCAAUAUUACGAAAGCACAAUAGCUCUGUUCACAACGAAAGCUUUCGCGCCCAUUAAUUUCGUGACUGAAAUGCAUUAGAAGAAACUGAUCCUUCGUUUUCGAAGCUUUCUUGUUUUGUGAAAAGGUAUACUUAUAUCGACAGCAUUUUCAUACAUGAACGUGUGAUCCUUUCGCCUUUAAAUCCAUCGUAGAAAUUUUCGAUCGGGUCAUUAAUUUCCACGGUGUAUGAACAUGGCGAACGGUUUGCAUGUUUUGGAGGUUAUUUGUUAUCGGGUUUCAAACCAUGUGAUUUUAACCCGAGGCAAAUGUAUAAUUUAUAAGUUUUGGUUUUUGCCCGAAUUGCUGUCUGUUAGCGCUGUAGUUGUGCGAAUUAGGCGUAAUAGUGAUCUCUCCGCUGUAUAUUAUUCAAUCCACACCUUUAGAUAUUGCACGUUGUUUAUUAUUCCCGGAUUUUCAUGCGUGGAUCAAAUGUUAAUAAGCUUGAUGUGUAAGCUUAAGUUUACUUGCGUAAUUUACAGCAGGCGGUAGGCAACGGAAAUAGACUUGAUCAUUAGGCUAGUCUAUGUACCCAUGUCUGGUGUACAAAGGUUAUCUAUGAGCCUUGCUAACUGAAUAUAGCGUAAUUAUAUUCUUGUACACUUUAUAUGGAAAUCAACAAAGGUAGAUCUUGCGUGCCCAAUAAAUAUUUAGCAUAAAAUGAGUAGAAUUAUCUUUACUUUCGAAUCUCUGAAUUUUUUGCAUUGAUUGUGUUACACACUGACCACACUGUGUAUAGCAGCAUCCAAGUUAUUUUUGCCAUUUGUACAUUUUCCUAGAAAUAUUUUUCUAGUUGUACAAUUACCUGUAAAGACAUGUUUUUUGUGAACAUUAUUCCCUUGAACCUUGCACUUUGUUGACUUGAUAAAUUUGGAACCCACUAGUGUGCCGUCUAGUUUGUGACAUUCAAGGGUCAUGCUACUUCCUUUUUUCAGGGUUCCUUCAGGACACACAGUCAAAAGAUCUCAAUUAUCAUGUCCUUAUUUACUUUGUCUUUUGGUUUUUCUGUGGUCUGGAAAAUUUGUAUUGAUCAGGUUAAUUUUCAUGAUCUCAGGGAUAAGGUUAGUUGAGUAGGUUAGUGUAGGGUGGGUUGACGAUGAAAACAAAUUGAGAGGGAGGGGGUACUGUGAAAGAGAUGAUCAGAUUUCAGGAUGCCGGAGGUUAUCACCUGUGUAUGUAUGACGUAAAAAAACAAACAAGAAGUCAAGCUAGUAAAUGAUAAUCAAAAUAUAACAAGGAAAUAGACUCUGAGUAGAAAGAACUCAUUUUAUUUUUAUUGGUCACAUUUUGCAGAAGAAGAUGAGUUAGAUUUGGACAAAAAAGGAGGCAAGAAGACCCAGCAAGGGGAACUUAAAGGGUAUUUGUAUGUUUAGAUUAACUAUCUAAUUUAACAUCUAGGCCAAAACAAGGAUAAUUGUUGUGCUUUACAAUUUCUAAGGUCAUGUUCACCCUAUACUGGGUAGCUUUUACGCUGCCACAAAACCCGUACUGGAUAAGUCUUCUGUUCAUACACAAAAAUGAUUGUGACACAGCACUGCGGCAUUGCUACAAUCUCUAAAUCAGAGAGUCACUUAUUGGAUUGGUUCAUACUGUACUGAACAGCUCUUUGUGACUCCACAGAAGACUGUCUGGUAUAGAGUGAAUGUAGCCUAAAUGUGACACAUAAUUCUGCCAUUUCUUGUGCUUAAAUGUAACUAUAAUAAGAAAAUAUUUCAGUUUUUUUAAAUUUUUUUCUCAAAGGUUGUUGAAUUCUAUAGCUGGAAUUGCUGAUGAACUUAAGGGUAAGUCAGAUGUUUUUGUUUGGUUUUGAGAAAGGGUGUAUUUUGUUGUAGUUGGGCUUGAAUAGUUGGAACAUCCAUGCAGUUUAAGAGAGGAGUAAAAUUAUUAUUGUUACCACAUAUACCAUACCAUUUAUUUAAGUUUAACUUAACUCUGUAAUUCUAUAACAGUAACUGUUGUUCUUUUUAUCUGGAUAAAAUUUGAAUUAAAAUUCUAAGGCAAAUUUAAUUAAGUAAGGACCUCUUCCUUUAACAAAGAUUGGUUCAUUUUGUAACAAAUAGCUUGCUUGUGGUACUCUCACUGACAGACAAAAUAUCAGGGAGAUUUAGCAUAGCGUUUGUGGCAAACGGCAAAUGUGAGAUUCAAGUUGAGAAAUUUUCAAAAUGGGAAAUGAACAGAUAAAAACUGCUUAAAACAAUUCUUAUAGAUAGAUUUAGUGUGAACCUACCGCUUUUCAUGUAGUUAUAAUGAACAGUAAAUGCCAAGUAAAGGAGAAACUUGGUCACGUGGUACAAAUUCAUGUUUGCCAUUUGCCGUAAAUGCGUUGCUUAAUCUCUCUGUUACAAAGGAAGUUGCCCCUAAAGCUUUCCAAUGAAAUAUAUUUAAUGUGAAGAUUUUGUUGUGUAUAAAUAUUUGAAAAUGUUUGCGAAAUCUAAUUAAGGUUAAUUGUAUUUAAGCAACCCAGGCAAGAAUAAUAUGUCAAUAUCAUGUUUUGAAACAGGGUCAUCUCGCCCACCUUCCCCUGCCAGUUUUUCUAUAGAGGGUCGCAAACCAGCUGAGGUGAGUGAAAUCAGUGGAUAAGAAGUGAAGUUUUGAAUAAAAUAUUAUGACAUUGAAUAUUGAAGUCAGAAUGGACACCAGUUUAUUUGAAUAAAUUAUUAUUAAUUUUAUUAGCAUUUUAAUCACCAAUAUAUAUAUUCAUUAUUGUGAGUAUUGUGAGAAUACAAUAAAUUAUUGUGUGAAAACCUGCUCUGCCUCCUGCAAAAAAUUGAGAAAAGUAGCUAAAUAGAUGUCCACAAAAUCUCAAAUAUUUCUGGUUGUGACACACAGGACCCGUAACAAAAUGCAUUAGAUUUGAUCUGUAAUAAUUUUCUCGUUGUCAGAUGCCAUUACUAUAUGUAUGUGGUAGUUCAAUUCUAUUCUUGGUAUAAAUUUUAUUUCUUUUCGUGUUAAACUGAUUAUCAUACAUUACAGUACCCCAAAACAAAGGGAUAUAAAAUUUAAACUAAGAAUAAAAUUGAACCACAACAUAAACACUUAACAGAUAUCAAUAUUGGUCUUAUUUCCCUGAUACUUCAAUCUUAGGGUCUUUAAUGUUUUUUUUCAUUUCCACACAACUGAAAACCAAUGCUUUUGAAGUUGUAGGACCUAUAACCCAAAUUUUUCAGUAUGUUUAAAUUCAUAUUGUUCAACAGAUUUUUCGAACAGACUUGAUAAGUGCCAUGAAGCUUCCAGAUCAUCAGAAUUUGAGUCCUGAUAACUACAUCACCAUAAGUGAUCCCUGGAGACAGGAGUGGGAACGAGGAGUGCAGGUGAUGAGCUAAUUUAUUCUAUAAUUCCUUGUUCCUUAUCCGUGUGAGGAGUAUUUUGCGUGUUGUCAAGCUUCUGUUCUUAGUCAAGCCACAUAGGGAUGUUAAAUCUUGGGAAAGAGGGGAGUAUUCAAAUGACUUUCUGGAAAGGUCAAGUGUGAUGUUUACGGUACAUACCAGACAGCAAAUGGCUGAGAUGUUCAUGAGAUGGUCAAUGUUCAGUGCAUACAGUUAAUUUUUUUUUACCUCUGUGUCCUGUGUCCCGACGAAAAAAAUCCCCAAAGAUGCAAAAUGAUUCAUGGCAUGUGUCCUGUAGGGCUCAAUGAUCGAUCAAUCAACCAGAACAUGUGCAUGUAUUUGUAGAAACAUCCUGUGUGCAUAAUUUCUGUGGCCGUUAUUAUGGCUGUUGUUUAAUGAUGCAUAUUUCUUUUAGCCUUUGUUGCGCUUUAAAAUAGAAGUACUAUAUUUUUAAUUCAGUAUACUGUACAUCGUGCUGUGAAAGUCGUGUCCGAUAGCCUGGGGCUAGUGGAUUUUACUCUCGGGCUAGUGAAUUCUGUUCUUAACUUGCCCACCUGACAAGUGAAUUUUUUUAAGGAAUUAUAAUCACAAAAGAAUUGUUAUCAACUCUGCUCAUCAUUGGGCUAGUUAAAAUGACUUUUGGGCUACUACAUGCUGGCUACAGCUUUCCCGAAUGGCAGGCUGUAAAACUGACUUUCUUUGCACCCUGCUGUAAUACAGAGUUUUCAAGUCUGUCUUCAGACUAUUUGUCCGGUUACAUGAAGGCCCAAGCAUUUUCAAUUUCACACUCAUUUUUUUUAAAUCUGGGACUCAUGAAUUUUUUUUUGCAAGAUGCGUCCCAGGACUCACCAUAAUAAUAUUAUUUGUAACAAAAUCACUGCAUGUAUCUAAUUACAGUAAAUGUAAACAUAAUGCUGUAUCUGUACCAUGUUUUUAUAGAUGGGUUAGAGGUGAAGACAUCACAAGUCCUCCUUUCUGGGUCCUGUCCUUCUACAGUUUUGAAAACUUCCCUAAUGUCUUUUUGUUUCCAAACCCAGGUGCCUGUAAAUCCAGAAGGUGUUUUCCAACCAUCAUUCAGGUGAGUGUUAAAAAUGUAUGUAUUCAGCAGUAAGAGUUCGAUAUUAAUUUAUUGUCGAAUGCAAAGUGUACAUGUUGCACUCUUUGAUUUUAACAAUUUCAGUUAUAUUGUGGAAAAGGAAAUUGGUUUUCAAUGUAAAUUAUUUCUUUUGAUGUUCAAUGUUUUCAACUUUAUUUUUCAGACCUGUGGAGCCACUUUACAAGAGAGUAGCUACAUUUAAGUUGUAUGUAUUGUCUCUGAGUCAAUUUGGAAAAAAAUAAUCCAUUGUAACUCUUCAGCUUUGUCACAUUAUAUAGUCAUGUUAGUUUGACACACGUGCUUUGUGUUAUUUUUCUUUCCAGACAAAACAAACUGCUUUCUACACCAAGUAAAACAAGAGGCAGACCUCCAGGCUCUAAAUGCCCUUAUGAUCUUGGCAGAAUGGAUGUAGAAUGGCUGACAGCAUUGAAUAGAUCUCGACAAAACAAGGGCUUAAUGGAACUUGAGGAAUCCACAUUGGAAAAGGCCAUAGCUUACAUUGAAAACAAGGUAUUUUUGCCACAGAAAUGCAGUAUUGGCAUGCCCAGGGUUUGUGUUGGGGAACUGACCCUAUUUAGUGUAUAGACUUGCAUUAUUAAUUUGUCCAUAACUAACUCUUGGAAGGAUCAAACCUUGAUUUGUUCCCUUUUUCUUCUCAGUGCUACGACAACAUGGGGCAUGCAAUAGCCACUCAGAAAGGUCUUAGUAUAGAAUAUGAUGAGGAUGUGUGCUGUGAUGUUUGUCAGUCUGUAAGUAAUUUAUAAAUCUUUUUGUUUGCAAAAGUAUGUUACAUAAAAAGUACAUAUAUUUUAUUUUUUGCGUGCAGAGUAUUUUACUUUCAAACAUUACACAAUUUAUUUGUAGUCUGCAAAGCACAGGAAGAUCAUUGCAUUUCUUUCAGUAGCUGAUUUGUAUAGUUUUUAAUUGAUCAAAUGUUAUAGACAAUUAUCUGUGUUUUCAAUAGAUGUGUGUCAGCCUUUCUAUGCCCUAACCAUAGAUAUUUGGCUAUAAUCCAUGCAAUGUUUUCACAAAUUCAGAACAUUUGAUCCAAGGAGAGUUGUUUGGAUUAUAGCCAAGCAAAAACGUCAAGAGAAUGCCAACUGCUAUUUGUUAUCUCAGCUGCUGAAUUUUAGUAUCACAGACUGAGACUUGUCCUUAAGUCAAUGGAUUAAAUGGAUUAGGAUUUAUGAAGAGAAAGAGCAUUUUGCAGCUUUUAGCACUUAAAAAUGCUAAAGUGUUUUUCAACCACUUUCUAGCCUGAUAGUGAGGAAAUGAAUGAGAUGGUAUUCUGUGACUCAUGUGAUAUCUGCGUCCAUCAAGCUUGUUAUGGCAUCCAGAACAUUCCUGCUGGUAGCUGGCUCUGUCAUCCUUGUCGCAAGGGAUUCAAGAAUUGCAUCUGCGUUCUGUGCAAUCAUUCUGGUGGUGCAGUGAAAAAAACUAAGUAAGUUGUUUUAGGCUAUAGAUGAAGUUGAAGUUUCUGCGAUGGUCACCCUUGAAGUGUGGAUGCUGAUGAGAGCUGUUAUCUUUAUUCCUUUAGGAAUGGCAAGGGCUGGGUUCAUGUGAGUUGUGCUCUGUGGAUUCCAGAAGUAGGGUUUGGAAAUGUUUCUAGAAUGGAACCAAUUACUCGGAUUGAGAAUAUUCCUGUAAGUUGAAAGAAUAAGUUUGCUUAUACCAAGCUAAAUGCUGGAACCAAGGUGGGAGGUUCCGAAUAACCCCUAUGUUACUUAUAGUCCAACAAUAGUGCAACAAAGUGGAAAAGAAAUGUGUUUAGAAAGGUGUAAAGGGAACUCACACAGUGUGGGUGUAGGUGUAGACUGACCAGUCAUCCCUUUUAUUGUUAGAUAGAAUUUUUCUAGAUGUUAUGUGACGUUAUUCGCCCGCUCAAAAUGUUUGAAGUAUUAUACCAUAGGCAAACAGAAAAGGCACCUUCAAAUGUUGUCAAUACCAUUCGUAUUAUUUUGUUAUGAACAUUAGUAAUUUUUUCCAGUGUAAAGAUCAAAAAUUACUCCCUGCUGGCAUACGUGCUAAAGGAAUGUAGUAAAUUUACUUUUUAACUGUUCAUUUUCAGGCCAGCAGAUGGAACCUAGUUUGUUUUUUGUGCCGCGAGAAGGUUGGAGCCUGUAUUCAAUGCACAGUGAGUAUUUUGUUUUGUCCACCUAGAGAACGGUAGUCACAGUCUACAGUGCACUAUUUUUUAUUAAUAUGCAACGUCUAGAUUUCUGCAAAAUGGUUACACAAAAGGUGUCAUAGUUUAAUGAUAUUAAUAAUAAGGGUAAUAAUAAUAAUAAUAAUAAUACUAAUAUUAUUAUUGUUAUUAUUAUUAAUAGUGUUAGGGAACAAUCCCAUUUUCUUGAGGUGAUUGCAACUUUCAGAAUCACACAUCUUCACUCUCCCCUCCCACCAUCUUUCCUUUCCUCAGCGAGUUCAAGAAACGAAACUGAUGAGUUUUUGAAACCAACGAAAAAAAAAGAUUGUACAUAUGUUCUGUAUUUGUUGUUGCAUUAUUUAGGUAAAAAGUUGUGUGACUGCUUUCCAUGUGACAUGUGGUUUCAAACAUGGCCUUGAGAUGAAGACUAUUUUAGAUGAUUCAGCUACAGAUGGAGUCAGGCACAUUGUAAGUAAUAAAUCACAUUUCUCUUGUAGUUUGCCACCGAUACUCUUAGCUUGCAUAGCAGGCGCCAUUUAGUUUUUACUCUAAAUAUCUCCCUUUGCCCUUAAAAAAAGUGGCAACUUCAUAUUUUUGCUCUUUUGUCUAUUUAGAGUUAUUGUACAAAACACAGCUACAGAGGAAAGUCACCCACCAAGAAAACCCAGGAAGAAGGCAGUGAAAAACCCACUACAUCUGAAGAUGCAGAAAACUUACGUCAAAAGAAGUGAGUAUGACCAUGUCAUAAAAACGCACCUUUUUUUGUUUAGCAUUUUCAUCAUAAUCUGGAGCGCAAUAAGUCGUAGUUACUGUUCCACGUCCAAUCUUUGUUUGAGUUCGUUUAUGUUAAAAAACAAAUUACCACAGUUAAUGAAAGUAAGUAUUUGAAUAAUUACUCUUUGCAGAUUGAAACAGAUGGAGGAGGAGUUUCAUAAGUUUGUGAGUGUUGAAGAGAUAGCAAAAGAUCUUAACCGUCCCAAGGAGCUAGCUGCAAGAAUACACAAGUUCUGGACACUAAAGAGAAAGGUACUGUUGCUUGUAGAAAGUGUCAGAUUCAAAGCUUUGUGAUGCUUUGCAAACCACCUUCGUGCCACAGACACUUCUAUAAAUGAGAGUUGAAAGGAUUAAUUGAAUUUUUUGUGAAAUGUUAUGUUAGGCUCAAGAUGAUGUUCCUCUUCUGCCACCUACGCUUCAGCAGCAGGAAAAGCUGUCUGGGAAGCAGGCAAGUAUAGGCGCAACACUGCAAAAAACACCCUGCAUUUUUAAUAUAAGGGGAUAUUCUUUGCUUGAAAUAAUAUUGUAUAAAAUAUUAGUGAUGAUGAUGAUGAGGUGCAUUAUAACUCCUUAUACCUAUUGACUAAAGAUGAAUUUGGGGAGCCACCAGCAAGCCUGGAAGGUAACCAUGACAACCCUGUGAGUGGCACCCAUCAGUCACUAGUAAACUUAUGCAACAGGAUGGGAAAGGAAAGAAGACGGCAAACCUUAUGUGACAAGCGUGACAGUAAUUUUGUUUGAAACACCUUUCGGCCAAACUCCACAGAUCUUUUUGUAAAGGACCAGAAAACAUUGGCGUUAAGUGAAGAUCAUGACACAACACACAAGUAAUAGCCCUGUCACGUUUUGCUGUCCUCUUCUUCCUGUCGUCCUGUUGCGUAAACUCACUACUUUCACGCUGAGAACCUCAGUGGAGAAAUGUGCCGAUACUUACAGUGUACCAAAGGAUAUCCAGAGGGAAAGGAGGACUAAGCGCAAAAGGUGGCUAAAGCUACUACCUGCGAAAACAAUGUGAGCAAAACGAUUGAACUCAGUGAAAGGGCUGUAAAAUUACUAGAGCCCUGCAAAUGCUCAAGACCUUCCCACAUACAAUAAUUAGUGAAGGAGUCUGCUAGAAAGCGUCGUGCAGAUUUUAAACUAACCCAAAUUACAUCUAGCCACAUUUAAUGCAUGUGCCUGAAGUACAUGAAGUGUGUACCUAAUAAGUCGUUAUAGUGGCUAAUUGGAAGAAAAGUUGUAGACUGCUGACAUGAUAGUGCACUCCACGUUAGUGUUUUAUAUUUUUUUAAAAAUGAAAUUGCAGGCUGACUCUAAUGUCUGUUGUUCAUUUCGAAGGGUGCGGUGAAUUCUUCGAGUAAUCUUCAAGCACAGCUGGAACGAAUCGUAAAACUGCGUUGUAAUCUGGAAAAGGUGGGUCAUUGCAUUAGUACUUUUUAGUUAGUAAUGGUUUCCGCUGAACAGGGUAAUCUUCAAUUACUAGCUUAGCAUAGUGAAUUAAUAGGCCUGAGCCAAGUAGUUAGAAAGGUGGAUAACACUAUUCAGUGGAUAAUUUUGUUUUCCCUAAUACAUAUCUGCUGGAUAGUAAUUUAUACGAUGUAUAAUGCUAUCUAGCAGGACCAGACUUGUUACUAUUCCUGUGUGUUGUUGAACGUUAAUGCAGUUAAUCAAGGUAUCAGCUGUUGCUCUUAACAGGACUUUAAAAACCUAAAACCAUUACCACUCAUCCUUAGAGUCCUCACAGCCAAUCACAUCACAGCUCAGCUGGCAGGUGACCAGUAACACGUUGACCUAAUUGACCAGUUGAGUCAGUAACCACAGUUACCCUCAACUGACUGUAGACUAUGAACUUUGACUGUGAUGAGGACUGUCGCACAGGUAGUCAGAAAGUGAGUCACUUUCAAGAAUCACUGUUGAAUCACCCAACAGCGUUUCGCCCAGACAACACGGUGGAAAUAUUAUCAUAGAUUUUAAUUUAGGCACAGAACGUCAAAUACACAUCGGGCGAAUCGACCUAAGUCCAGGUGAAUUGCUGUUGGAUGAAUCGACUUAAGGUUUGGUACUGCUCGCAACAACAGUCCUAUUCAAGACUAUGCUCAUCCAGAGGAUCGUAUUCCACGUACCUGUUUUAAGACUGUCAUUCACUCAUCUUCCUUUUCAGCUGCGUAAUCUGUGUUAUAUGGUGACCAAGCGAGAGAAAAUGCGACGUGAACUCUACCGUGCACGCGAGGAAGUUUUCUGGAAAGAGUACGAGGUCAUGACAGAUGAAUCAUCUGACCUGGAUGAGAAGUCAGUCGAGUGGGUGCUCGCCAUUUGCAAGGACAAUUUUAGUGGUGAUGGUAGCGCGCCGGGUUUGGUGGGUGAUGGGUGUGGCAGUCUCGUGGAUUCUCUGUCCUCCCGUGUUAGUAGUACAGUUGAGUCUUCUAGUAGUACCAGCAGUUCUGGGGACUGCUCUAGCACGGAGCAGGGGGUUGGAGACGAACCCGUCAACAAAGGAAGUACGCGUGGAGCUUCCGAUGUCGUAAAAAACUCCGAAGGGGAACAUGAAGAAUCAUUGGAAAGGAGAACUAGAAGAAGCAGCUACGCUGUUAGUGAAACUUCCAACUCUAACCAGACAACAGAUUCAAUAGCUGGUGACGAAAAAGAAUCCCAAAGCACAGAGAAUAGUGACAAUGAGCCGGCGAGCAGAAAACGAACUCGAGUUAAGUCAGAGAGCUCGUGCGAAGACAGCUUGAUGAUUCAUAAGCGUUUUCUGCGGAGCUCUGUAACUGAGGUUACGGAGGCCACACUGGAGCAGGCUAGUGAGCAUGCGCAGGUUAGGAAGGCCAGGAGGCGUACUAGUCGACAUUUAUCAUUUCCAAAUGUUGGAGGGAAAACUAAUGAGGAGAGCUUUACUGAAAUUGACGCUUCUGCAGAUGGUAGCCAGAGUAUUGACGCAGUGUCAUGUGAAACAUGCUCACAGGCUCCUCGGAGUACAACGAAUAGCGAAACUGGAGGUGAAAACCAAACUUCUGAGAAACCAGAAGUGGAUGAAGAGAGCCGGAAAGAGAACAAUCCGCACAGAGAGGACAACGUGGUCAAUUCAGAGAGGACUGAAAACAACUCAAUGAGAGUGGCUGCAAAACGUAAGCGUUCUAAAAGCGCAACAUCAGUGGACGAUAACAUCGCAAGUAAACAAGCUCGCAUCACAGAUUUCCUGCGCCGGAAGUCAUCAAACCGAAAAGAACUAAUGCUAACUAAAUCACUUGGGUCAAGGGGAAACAAAAAGAGCUGUGAUUCUGACGAAAGUGAUGAAGGUAAAAGUGGACCCUGCGUUGAAAACCUGAAACACAGUACUUCAACGAGGUCUUUCUCUAAUGGCAGAGAGACUUCAAAUCGUUAUGUUUGUCCACAGUGUAAACUUCAACAUGAUAAACUUUCCAAGUGUUCCCCACAGAGCCGGGAAGGGAGUCACACUGCGGAAUGCGAUGACAACUGGAAUCGCAGAGAACUUAGACUCCGCAGUUUUCAGUCACCCAAGCCUCGAACUCGAUGUUCUCAUGUUGUUUCGCCAAAACCCCACUGUUGUAGUAGUCUAAUGUCAAAGUUUUGUCAUGCAACAGUUACAUAAAAUUCCUAUUAGCUUAGGGGAAAUGUGUUAACUUUAGGGAGUUCAAGAAGUGACAUUAGGGAACUCAAGCACCAGACAUUCUUAGCCACUGUGCCUGUGCAUUCUUGAGCUGCAGUCACAGACUUCAAAACGCGAGUUCUCAGGUUGAAACCAGUGGUUCAAAUUCUGGGUUCUUCGAAGAGUAUUCGUCAUGCAAAAGUAGAAAUAAAGACGUUUUCAACUGAAUUCUUCUGUCCGUGUUCGUAAUGGUUUCAUGUUGUUGUGUUUAAUGAUUUGCGUUUGGCGCAGAAACUGCGUCCCUGAUCCAGUUCUGUGCGGCUAGCCAUGCAGUUUGUGAAACAAGAACCUCUGGUGCUUAAGUUCCCUAUUUUUGAGCAACGCUCUUCAAAGGGAAGUGAACCUUUUUCUCUUUUAAUAUGCCAUGAUGCUACCAAAUUUGUAUUACUAAGUGUUUUUACUGUUAUUGACAGGAUUUGCCAAAAUAUUUGUUCAAAAUCACGGCUGAAAAGCGCAGAAAAUGUCCACUUCUGGUUGACGUGUGUCGCUCAAACUCCCUUUUGCCUUGUCCUGGCAUUACGAUUUUGAAGAGCAGCAAGUUCACAUGGAUAGGAUUGAUUGGACAAAUAGGCUGCACCCAACACCUUCCCAGCAACAAAUGGGACAUAAAUGGGG
Porites lobata is the source of this 11968-nucleotide messenger RNA. Lineage: Eukaryota; Metazoa; Cnidaria; Anthozoa; Scleractinia; Poritidae. The record is from the annotation of a GenBank genome assembly.